CCGCCCCCGGGAUGGCCCAACCGCGCCGCCGCCCCCGACGCAUCAGCAAUCCCUGCCAAGUCGGACCAUUUGAAGGGGGACCGCAGCAGGCAGCUUGCAGGCUCUGAGAAGCAGUGACAAGUCUCUCCGGGUCAGCGUCCCUGAGUCGCUGGGUUCUCCUGCCCCACGGAUUUGGCUGUUCCUUCUGGACAAACCGGAGGCUUGCUGUCAUGGGGAUGCACUGAACCCUCACCCCAGGAGCUUCAGGCCUGGAUGUUGGUGCUGCACCUCCCAGACGAUGUGGCUGAUACUCUGGAGAAGCCCUCUCUUGCCCCCUGUUCUCCAAGUGCCUGAGCUGGUGGCCAGCUGGGACCUGCGUCUCGCCCUCUGGGUCCUGAGCUUCGCCUCGGUGGUUGUGCGCAUGGAGGGCCAGGUCUACUCUCCCACUGUCAACACUCACUAUGGGAAGCUACGGGGGGUGCGUGUGCCACUACCCAGUGAGAUUUUGGGACCCGUGGAUCAGUACCUGGGGGUGCCUUACGCCGCCCCCCCAGUUGGGGAGAAGCGGUUCAUGCCUCCAGAGCCACCUCCCUCCUGGUCAGGCAUCAGGAACGCUACCCACUUCUCGCCAGUCUGCCCCCAGAACAUCCACAACGCCGUCCCUGAGAUCAUGCUGCCCAUCUGGUUUACCUCCAACUUGGAUAUUGUGGCCACCUACAUCCAGGACCCCAACGAGGACUGUCUGUACCUCAACAUCUACAUCCCCACGGAGGAUGUAAAACGGAUUUCCAAGGAAUGCACCCGAAAGCCCAACAAGAAAAUAUGUAGGAAAGGAGGAGCCAGCGCUAAGAAACAGGGAGAGGACUUAGCGGAUAAUGACGGGGAUGAAGACGAAGACAUCCGGGACAGCGGGGCCAAGCCAGUGAUGGUGUACAUCCACGGCGGCUCAUACAUGGAGGGCACGGGGAACAUGAUCGACGGCAGCGUCCUGGCCAGCUACGGGAACGUGAUCGUCAUCACACUCAACUACCGCGUCGGAGUGCUCGGGUUCCUGAGCACAGGGGACCAGGCUGCCAAGGGCAACUACGGGCUGCUGGACCAGAUCCAGGCGCUGCGUUGGGUCAGUGAGAACAUUGCCUUCUUCGGCGGCGAUCCUUUGCGCAUCACCGUCUUCGGUUCCGGCAUCGGCGCCUCCUGCGUCAGCCUGCUCACCCUCUCCCACCACUCAGAAGGUCUCUUCCAGAGAGCCAUCAUCCAGAGUGGCUCCGCGCUCUCCAGCUGGGCGGUGAACUACCAGCCCGUCAAGUACACCAGCAUGCUGGCAGACAAGGUGGGCUGCAACGUGCUGGACACGGUGGACAUGGUGGACUGCCUGCGGCAGAAGAGCGCCAAGGAGUUGGUGGAACAAGACAUCCAGCCGGCCCGCUACCACGUGGCCUUUGGGCCGGUCAUCGACGGGGACGUGAUCCCAGAUGACCCAGAGAUCCUGAUGGAGCAGGGCGAGUUCCUCAAUUACGACAUCAUGCUGGGUGUCAACCAAGGCGAAGGGCUGAAGUUCGUGGAGGGCGUGGUGGACCCCGAGGAUGGCGUUUCGGGCAGCGACUUUGACUACUCGGUCUCCAACUUUGUAGACAAUCUGUAUGGUUACCCCGAGGGCAAGGACACCCUGCGAGAAACCAUCAAGUUCAUGUACACAGACUGGGCUGACAGGGACAACCCCGAGACGCGCCGCAAGACCCUGGUGGCCCUCUUCACUGACCACCAGUGGGUGGAGCCAUCGGUGGUGACAGCCGACCUGCACGCCCGCUACGGCUCCCCAACCUACUUCUACGCCUUCUACCACCACUGCCAGAGCCUGAUGAAGCCCGCGUGGUCCGACGCGGCCCACGGGGAUGAGGUGCCUUACGUGUUUGGGAUCCCCAUGAUCGGCCCCACAGACCUCUUUCCCUGCAACUUCUCUAAGAACGAUGUCAUGCUCAGUGCUGUGGUGAUGACCUACUGGACCAACUUUGCCAAGACAGGGGACCCCAACAAGCCCGUCCCACAGGACACCAAGUUCAUCCACACCAAGGCCAACAGGUUUGAGGAGGUGGCCUGGUCCAAGUACAACCCCCGCGACCAGCUGUACCUGCACAUCGGGCUGAAGCCGCGGGUGCGCGACCACUACCGAGCCACCAAGGUGGCUUUCUGGAAGCACCUGGUCCCCCACCUGUACAACCUGCACGACAUGUUCCACUACACCUCCACCACCACCAAAGUGCCGCCUCCCGACACCACGCAGAACUCCCACAUCACCCGCCGGCCCAACGGCAAGAUCUGGACCACCAAGCGCCCCGCCAUCUCACCCGCCUACAACAGCGAGAACGGGAAGGAGAAGUGGAGCCCGGAGCAGGAGGCGGGCACCCUGCUCGAGAGCCCCCGCGACUACUCCACCGAGCUGAGCGUCACCAUUGCCGUGGGCGCCUCGCUCCUCUUCCUCAACGUCUUGGCCUUCGCCGCCCUCUACUACCGCAAGGACAAGCGGCGGCAGGACACGCACCGGCAGCCCAGCCCGCAGCGCGGCGCCGCCAACGACAUUGCCCACGCGCCCGACGAGGAGAUGCCAUCCCUGCAGGCCGGCCAGGCGCACCACGAGUGCGAGGCCGUGCCGCCCCACGACACCCUGCGCCUCGCCGCCCUGCCCGACUACACGCUGACGCUGCGCCGCUCCCCGGACGACAUCCCGCUCAUGACGCCCAACACCAUCACCAUGAUCCCCAACUCGCUGGUGGGGCUGCAGACCCUGCACCCCUACAACACCUUCGCCUCCGGUUUCAACAGCACGGGGCUCCCGCACUCACACUCCACCACCAGGGUAUAGCUGCCCGCGGCUGGCGCACACCCAUGCACGCACGCACACGCACUCGGCAGACACUGGCAGAGGGACCGGCGGGAGCCCCCUGGGACGGACAGACAGACGGACGGGUGGCACACACGGACGGUGUGACACCAAGCCCAAACCUGCGGGCGCUGCGCACCGCCGGCCGCCACGCUUCCCUCGGCGCUUUCUUUCAUUCCUUUCUAACUUUGAGAAGUGCUUCAACUCUCCGGCUCCCGGCAGGAGGGCCCCACUGGUGCACCGGGGCUGUGCCCCCCGAUGGGGACACGGCGGCACCCGCGCCCACUGAGCACCCCGAGACGGGCGAGCGGCGGUGCCGGGUAUCCCUCUUGGAGGAGGUUUGGCAUCCAGAGCGCCGUGGAUAAGGCUCCGUCACUGUGCCAUGGUGCUAAGGGCAGAGGCAGCAGGCAGGGACCCGGCCUCGCGCUGGGUGCGGGCGCUGGGAGCCGGGGAGCCGCCCCGCGAUGGAGACGUGGCACCUCUGCCCCCUCUUUGCGCUGCAGAGAAUCUCUUUUGUGUCAGUCGUUUCUCUUUGCAGAGACGUUUUUUAAAGCAGAUCUUUAGUUCUUUACACACUAACGGAGUCGCCGCGUUUUGUCCUUUGUAAAGAUUUUAAACCAAGUGUUCUUGAUAUAAAAUAAAAAGCCAGUUAGAAGAACCCCAGCGUGUGUGCACGGUGCCGGCCCUGACGCGGCCCCACAGCCCCAGUACCCGUGCACGGGGCCAGCGGGCACCAGGCACCAGGCAGGGCCCUGCCUGCCGCGCUGCGAGGCCGCGCUCUUUUGUAUUUUUGAUAUUCUCCCUCCUCUGUCACCCGUGCCCACGGAUCUCAGCCAAAAAGCCCACUCCAGGGCCCAGCCACGGGCGCCCCACAGCCCCUCAGCCCCAUCCCAACCCCCAGUCCAGUGCCACUCUCUGUGGGGUCGCCCAGUGGGGUUGGAUGCGCGCUGCCAAAGCGCAGCCACCCACAGCCACCCUGCCCUGCUCGCCACCACCCCAUGCAGGGUGUGCCACUGGGGACAGGGCACCCACCCCAGGGCUGGGGCACCCGCAGAGCCGGCGAUGGCCGCAGGUGGUGGGGAGCUUAGGGCUGGAUGUGGGGAAGUAGCUACCCGGGAGCAGUGAGGGCAGGGGUUGGUUUGGCCCCCAGCGUGGUCACCCUGAGCACAGGAGGGGACGGGUCCUGUGUCCCCACAGGGAUGCCACCCUCAGCCUCGGUCCGGCUGGCAGACGCUGCCCGCACUGGCAGCCGUGACGCAUUGGUGCCGGCUGACCCCACACAGCCCCACACGGCCCCACACAGCCUUGGUUUGGGGUGAGGGUGCUGGUUGGAGAAUGUAUUUAUACCCUGUCACCCGCUCAGAGUAACAAAUUCCAAAUAAAACAGAAGUGAUAUUUUUAA
This is a messenger RNA of Lagopus leucura (white-tailed ptarmigan), 4259 nucleotides long. RefSeq names its product neuroligin 3 (gene NLGN3). The transcript is spliced from 8 exons. Bases 278 to 2839 code for a protein of 853 amino acids. Gene Ontology annotation, biological process: presynaptic membrane assembly; synaptic vesicle endocytosis; chemical synaptic transmission. Gene Ontology annotation, molecular function: signaling receptor activity; neurexin family protein binding. The record is from RefSeq and is a predicted model, not a curated record. Gene Ontology annotation, cellular component: synapse; cell surface; postsynaptic specialization membrane. NCBI's taxonomy places the organism in Eukaryota, Metazoa, Chordata, Aves, Galliformes, Phasianidae.